Molecule: messenger RNA, 5855 nt
Organism: Anneissia japonica
Lineage: Eukaryota; Metazoa; Echinodermata; Crinoidea; Comatulida; Comatulidae
Product: ankycorbin-like
Exons: 17
Coding region: 169-3063 (964 amino acids)
Molecular function (GO): protein binding
Source: RefSeq, a predicted model, not a curated record
UCUGUUUCUCUGGUGGUGGUAUAAUUGUGAUAAUCUAUGUGAGGAUAAGAUACACAUGUUCAUUUGGAUUUUUCUUUCAAAGAAACUGAUUGGACGGCCCGAUGUAGUCAGUCGGUUGUUACCAAUUUUUGAUUGUGACUCAACCCACCAAUACAAACCAGAGCAGCCAUGUUUAAGAAACUCAGGAAGCAGCCAAAAGAUGUGAAUGAAUGGACAAAAUAUGAUGAAAAGGUAUUGCAAGCUGUGGAAGCUGGGGACCAUGAGAAACUUCAGACCACUUUGACCAAGAAAGGUACUUCAGCGACCAAGUUAGAUGCCGAAGGAAAGAGCGCAUUUCACCUUGCAGCUAAACUUGGCCAGUACCCAUGCCUUGAAAUUCUACUGCAACUUGGAGCUGAUGUGAAUGUUGUUGAUAAGAAAGGCUGUACCGCCCUGCACUGCGCUUCCAAAUCUGGGCAUUUCAAUUGCAUCCAGAGACUCCUUCAACUUCAUGCCGACGCUACUAUCUUCAACAUCCAGGGAGAGACAGCAUUACAGCUUGCCGUUGCCAGUAACCAUAGUGACUGCUGUAAACUACUCCUGCUUGGGGGUGCUCCUGUAGGAACAAAAGAUAAGGAUGGCAAGACACCAUUGAUGGUUGCGGCCGAGAAUGGUGAUGCUGACCUCUGCCGAGAACUAAUUGAAAGGGGGGCAGUUGUCAAUGAACAAGACAAGUUAUUACAAACCGCCUUAAUUCUAAGUUGCAAGAAAGGCCACAAAGAAGUAAUUGAUUUAUUGGUUAAACGCGGCGCCAAUGUGACAAUCAAGGACAAUACGGGUCAUGAUGCGGCCUUCUAUGCCGAGAACUGCACCGAAGAUGCCGUGAAGGAACUUCUGAAUUCUGCACCCUCAGUAGCCACGUGGGACAUCAAAAACGAGGAGGAUGACAACGAGGUGAAGCCAGACGUCGUAGAUUUUAUCGAUAGGUUUGAUAUGACCGACCGAGGAGAAUCACCGGUACCAAACUCGCUGCCAAUAUUCACAAGUAAGCACCUGCAGAACGGUGAUGGUAGAGAUAUGGACUCAUUGAAUGAUUCACAGUUCUCACAUCAUUCGACCCAGUCAGCAACGGAGAGAGAACUUAAGGAAUUAGAGGAAGAAAAUGAGGUUUUACAUGAGGAGCUCAGUACAAUGAAUAUAUCACUAAGCAAAUCACAAGAAAAAGUAAAGAUGUUGGAAAGACUUUUGGAGGAACAACAGAAAAAUGGGAAAAAUUCAGAAAAUACAGAAGAACUGGUUCUUGAACUCAGAGAUCAACUUGCAAAUGAGCAGCAACAGAAGAUAUCAACUCGAGAGGAGAUCGCAGAACUCAAGGCAAGGCUAGCAGCAUUUGAGGCUGCGGAAGAUAUGGAUGAAGAGGCUGAUAAGGACGAUAGCUGUGGAGACAGUGAUGAAGAUCUCUUUGAUUUGCCAGGUACGACACCAACUUUAGGGAAAGCCCAUGUGAUCAUGCCACAGAAGAACAAUUCCGAUAAGUUAGUAAUGCUGACCAAUCAGAUUGCCUCACUGAAGGAAGAAAAUGCCACACUUAAAAUGAAAAAUGAGAAAAACUCCAGCGGUUCUAACAGCCCCUUUCACUCACCAUCACGGGUACCCACUGAGGAUUACCUGAGGCUGAAGGAUACAAGUGACACUCGCAUCUCAGAGCUUGAAGGACAGGUGACGCUGCUCCAGGAUGAACUCUCACAACUGGAGAACCGAUCAAUGGUACCAGUGACAGAGUUGGAGGAGAUGAGAGAAGCAACAAUUGAGGAAACUUCACAUUUGAAUAAAAUCAUCUGUGAUUUAAAAGAUGAGAGAAUGGAAAUGGACAAGAGGUUAGCCGAGCUGAUGGAAGAGAAUGCUCGUGUUAUGGCAAUCUACUCUCAUCAGCAUAGAGGAAGCAAUGCCCCUAGUGUGCCAGUCCAGCAGUAUCAGGAGGUACUGGAUGAAAAGAGUGAACUUGAAGAAGCUAUCAGUAAACACACUGAAGUCCUUGCUGACCAAGCCAUGGAAAUCGAAUCAUUGAGUCGAUCAUUAACAGAGAAAGACCUGGAAAAUGAAGAUUUACAUAAACUUCUCACACAAGAGAAAGAGAUUGGAAGAAAGGGGGUCAAAGAACAGUUGGACAUGUCAGAACUUAAGAAUAAAACCAUGAGAAAUAAACUCCAAGAGCAAGAAGUUGUGAUAUUCGAUCUGAAAGAAAAGGCAGAGUCAGAUAAGAACAUAAUUGAUGGACUAAUGAAAGUGAGGGAUCGCUUAGAGAUCAAAGUUAACUCAUUACAAUCACAGAUCCAUGACUUUGAGGAUGACAGAGAAAAGCUUGAGGAGGUUAUAAUGGAGCAUCGACAGUUGGAAGAGCUGGUGAAGAAACAAGAGUUAUCAAUUGCCAAUCAUAAUGAACAACAUGUAAAACUUGAGGAUUUGUUGAAAGAGAACUGGAUGCUUCAGGACUCAGUCAGAACACUUGAAGAGAAGUGCAAAAAACUGGAGGAAGAGGUUCAGAGGACUAAGAAAACAGCGAUGGCAGAGAAAAACCGGAUUGAGAACAAUGCAUUAUUCAUGAAAAAACUCCAAGGUGAGAACGACAAGUUAAGAGAAGCAGUCACAAGUUACAAACUUGCACUUGAGAGGAAAACAGAAGAGGCUGAAAGACUUGUUGAACUACAGAAAGAGAACAGUGAACUCAAAGAGAAAGUUGUCCAACUCAAAGACUCUGGAACAAAAACUUCGCCAGUUAAAAACCAAGAAGAGGAAGAGUCGAAAGAGAUAAAAAAAAUGAAAGAAGAGUUGAGCCGGUUACGUAAUGAGGAGGAGAUCUGGAGAAGACAGCAACAUGGAAGCGAUAAGUUCAUCGAUGAAAUCUCACUACAAAAACAAAUGAAGAAGAUGGAGCUACAGAUGGACGAUAUGUUACAGCAUCAUGAAAGUGUCAUAGCAACAUAUCGGUCGCACCUUCUCAGCGCUGUACAGGGUAAUAUGGAUCCAGCCGUCCAGAAUGCUCUCCAGCAAAUUGUCCAAAUGCGGAAUACACACGAAGUAUGAUCCGGAAUAUUAGCGACAACAACCCUUCCAGCAUGCAAAACUGAAGUUCUUCAAUCAUGUAGUCUACAGAAGCUGCACUUCCAAAUAAAGAAAUCUUAUCCAGUUGUGUUAGGGUCUGCACAGAUAUGCCCCACAAGGAUAGCACUGUGAUGAUUAUGAGACACUGGCCUUAUCUGGGCUUUCAUUAAAUUAGCAGAGCAGAUGUCCAUAUUGUUGAUUCUAUAUAAAUGUAUCUUUCCCAACUGCUCAUAUGUGUUCACCAUACAGUAUUCUAAUGGUUAAUGGACAUGUGACUAACCACAGCCAAUACUAAGAUGGUAAUCUCAGGAUGUUUACAUUUUUAAGAAGCAUAGCAGAAUUUGAUGGGAUUUAUGUAUCUUGGUACAUGGGCCAAUGUAUGAUUUUUUACCAAAGUGAUGCUUGAAAGACAGUGAUGCUUGAAGGACAAAAAUGAUAUGGUAUAUGAUAGUUUCAGAAUGUGGUUUUAAUUAACUUUUAGUUGUUCACCUGGUAUUUCUUCUAAAAAAAUUCUAUUCAAUAAUGCAAAGAGUUAAAAGGUCAGUAUUUGAGCUUUUGAUUUAAAUGGAGCUUCUCAAGCUGAAACACACAAGAAACUAAGAUUAGCCCAAAAAUUUCUGUCACAACAUCAUUACGUUGAUGGGCCGAAAUGGCUUAUACAAGAUUUCCCAUAACCAUAAUAUGUCGUAUAUGGCCCUAACAAGAGUAAAUAUGUUGAUGCAACAUAUAGUGUAUUGAUCAUUACUAUUACCAUCUGUUUAUAUAUCCAAGCAUAUUUACUAACCUAUAUUUUAUAGUAAGGAAGAUGAUUUUGCCCUACCUGCUGUGUUAUCAUACUGAAAGCUCAUUGCAUUCCCAAAUACUUGUGAAAAAAAAAAUCUUGCAAGUGAUUCCGGUGGGAAUUGAACCCACAACCUCCAGAUAACUAACCUAGAGUUCAAUCCGAUCCUCAAGUAGCAGCAGGUGCUGCAAUGCUAUUCCAGUGGAGUUUUGCAUCAGGAAAAUGGUAAUGAAGAUUUUGCCCUACCUGACGUGUUAUUGCACUGAAAAUAUCAUUCAGUAUGAUAACACGUCGAGUCGGGCAAAAAUCAUCAUUCCAAUUUCUAAUUUCCCGACUAUAUUUUGUACUUAUAUUUGUACUACUUUCAGCUUUGCAAUGAUGAUACUUAUUGCCUUAUAUAAUUAUACUUUCAUAGUUUCAAAUAUAAUUUAAUAAUCCAAAAAGUAUUCAUUUUUGCUGUGUUUGCUGCACAUACCAUCAUUAUACCUUUUAAUAACAAAUUACUUAAAUCUGCAGAAUUUAUGUUGAGAAAUCCACUUUUAAUUAUAAUUUCUGAAGUAAUGCAAUUUACAUAUUUAAAAAACUUGGUCGACAUUUAUUUAAAUUUAUGCAAAUGAUGUGCUUUAUAUUAUAUUAGUUCUUUGAAUUUCUUGCCAAAUAUACAUGAUUCCAAAUUAAUGAUGAACACAUAAGCAUACUGUAGCUGAUGUAAUAAAUUAAGGUUGACAGACCUUUGCAAAUGUAUUGAAAUUUUAAGCAUUGUGUACAUACAUUUGUAAAUAUUUUAUUUCAUAAACCAACUAUUUGCUGGUUCUCUUUAAAAUGAGAACACCCUCAAUUUUUAUAAUAUAUAGAGAAAGCAGAGUUGCCUAUUAUUGUUUUGAUAAUGGAAGCCUGACAAAAACUUUUUAAUUUGGGAGGGUUUUUUUUUUUUUUUUUUUUUAGUAAAGGAAUAAUUGUUAUGGAAAAUAUUUUAGAUUUUACUGUAGAAAGUACAUUUAUUUACUUUUUUUGGAAAGCUCUCUUUAUGCUUGAUAGAGGUGAUUGACUUUGUCUGGCCUGGCCUGAAGCUUUGUGUUACUACUAUAUGUAGGAAAGUAUAAAUGCUGAUAAAGUAGAUAGUGAAGUACAGGUGUAAGCACCGAUAAUUAAAUCCCAGGUGUUAAUUACAGUUAUGUACAUACUGAAUAUACAGGUGUAGAUAAUUAACAUGCAGAUGUAUAGAUCGAUAGAGAGCAUGUUGCACAGAAGCAAGUCAUUAUGUAAAUAGUGUACAUUAGCGUUUGUAUGACUAAGUAGUUUUACUGUUGAAUCCAGUAUUAUAAAUAUCAAACCCCCUGGUGCUCUAUCUUAUUUCAGCUUGUUUACAACUUAUAUAAAUUUAAUAAGGCAAAUUUGGUUUGGUGGUGUACUUAAUUCAGUUGUUUAAUGCAAGUGUAAGUACAUAAUUGUCUUUGUAAGAUAAGAUUAAGACAAGAUACAUAAUAGAAAGACUAACUUCCCAGAAUGUAUAUGGGUUUUGUAUUUCACACCAAAAUUCAAUCAUUAAAUUAAUAAUGCAAAUCAAAUUUCAGUACAAAUCAUCGUUUUUAUAAAAUACUCUUUAUUGUGUUGAUUAAUCAAGUAUUCAGAAAAUAUUAGUCGUGUUUACAAAAAUAAAAACUUAAUAUAUUUCUGCCAUUAAUAAUUGUUAUUGGGAACAAUUAUAUGUAAUGCCUUCAUUCAAAAUAAGACAUUAUUUUAUUCAUAUUGAUUAUUAUUUUACUAUUGUUUAAAUCAUGAAUGACAAUGUCUGUAUAUCAAGAGUUUAUGUUUCAAUAUGUAGGCCAUGUGAUUAAACAGUAUGAAGAUCAUGUGAUUACUCUGGCAAAGAGGUAACUUCUGUGGUAGUUAUAAUUCAAGUUUUGGUACAAUUGAAUUUUGUUAUCUGAAUGAUGUUGCUGAAAAAACUUUUUACUAAAUGGAUGUCAAUUAAAUCUGUUUCAGACAAAAA